AUGGCCUGGUGCAGGGCCGUGCUCCCGCUGCUGCUCAUCGCAGCUGCCAGCUUGCGUGCCGGUGAGGCCUUCAAAUGCUUCACAUGUGAGCAGCCCACAUCCAUUUCUUUGUGCAAGAACAUUUCUUACUGCAAGCCAGAGGCCACGGCCUGCAUGACCACGGUGGUGCAGAUGGAGUCAGAGUACCCCUUCAACCAGAGCCCCGUGGUGACCCGCUCCUGCACCAGCUCCUGCAUAGCCACCGACCCCGACAGCAUGGGGGCCACCCACCCCGUCUACUGCUGCUUCCAUGACCUGUGCAACUCCGUGCAGGCCAGCAGGCUGGGUGCCAGGGCCCUGGCCCCGCUGGGAGCCACACUCCUCAGCCGCCUCCUUCCCUGAAGGGCCCGGCCCCACCAGAGAUCAUCUCUACGUAGCCACGUGCUUCCAUGAGCUCCCUGAGCCUCAGGUUAAUCACGGGGCCCGAGGGCCGAGAACCUUGACAGGGGCACUCUCUGUC
Molecule: messenger RNA, 499 nt
Organism: Leptonychotes weddellii (Weddell seal)
Lineage: Eukaryota; Metazoa; Chordata; Mammalia; Carnivora; Phocidae
Gene: SLURP1
Product: secreted LY6/PLAUR domain containing 1
Cellular component (GO): plasma membrane
Source: RefSeq, a predicted model, not a curated record